Molecule: messenger RNA, 1123 nt
Organism: Liolophura sinensis
Lineage: Eukaryota; Metazoa; Mollusca; Polyplacophora; Chitonida; Chitonidae
Exons: 2
Coding region: 310-876 (188 amino acids)
Source: RefSeq, a predicted model, not a curated record
CUUUGUGAUAAUAGUGAUCACCUCAAAGGCUUUGUGGGAGCCUGCGUGAUUAAGUACAGCCCCAGGAAUGACAUUAGUUCUGUAAUGGUCGGUAUGUAAGUGAAGCGUGUAACAUCCGCCUGUGACAUUACCAUCACACUGAAGGUACAUCACGCCAACAUUUGGCAGUCCUCAAGAUCACACGACCCAAUCACCUAUAUAUGACCCUCGUCAUGCAGUACCCGGUCAUUGUCAGGCCUAGUAAUGCUUUAACUUGUCUGACAUCAGAGAUAUAUAUUCCAACAACGCUACAAGGUCCAUUCCAGAAUAAUGUGGACCCCAUUAAUACCAACCGUCUUGGUGAUAACCCUUUUCGAGCUCGGGUCAUGCCAGUUUAGCGGCCACAAUACUCUGAAGGUAUGCACAGCGUCUACUCCAGGGAGCGAGUGGGUAAGACGGGGCAACCAUCUUCGGAAGAGAGGGGAGUGCCAGCAAGGGUACCUGUGUGACGGAGAACUUAUCCAAAAACUCCGAGCCCCGUGUAGAGAACCUUCCUACUUCUCCGUUCACACGGGAACCUGUAGUUUUCCAGAUGUCUACGCCUACGUCUUCGGGUCCUUCAACUGUCAGGAUGAGGAGAACGACGAGAACCUGGACUUUGAGAAAUUGAUAGCCAAGCGUGACGAAAUGUGCCGGCCCCUAAUCGAACGCGCCACUCCUGAUAUGACGGAGCUGUACGUAGGAGAUUCAAACGACUGUCGACUGAUGUACAAGUGUCCCCUGGUGGCCGAACAUGACGACUGGCUGCACAGAUGCCCGAUCGGAACUAGGUUCCAAGAGGGAGACCAGGGUCCCUGUGUUGAGGACGUGGAAGGUUGCUAUCUCAGAGGGAAAUAAACACACACAAGCGUCUUUUCCUCACUGUCUCACAUCGUAAAUACAUACGUGAUGUAUGUGUUUUCUGCCCGUGUUUUUACGCAACCCUCUUUAGCCAUGGUCAUUUUUACACGUUGUUGCAAAACCGUCUUAAGCGCUGAUCGUUUUUAGACGUUCUUAAUCAAGCCUGAAUCUAUACAGAAGAUAUUGAAAGGAAUAAAAAGCGAUAAUUUAUAUAAUGAAGGCUUGUGUCCACCGAUAUUAUUCA